AUGAAAGUGGAUAACGAUUUUCAGGUUAUCAAGCAAAGAAAACAUAAUCAAAAUAAUGAAAAAAAAUAUAUAAAAUCUAAAAACAAAAUGAAAAAACCUCUUCAAGUGCAAGAUAAGCCUGAAGGAUGUUGUUUAGAUAAUCACCACAUACCAAUAACUGAUCAAAGCUUUAAGAAAGAAGUUGAGAAAGAAUCUCCGUUUAAUGAAUUUGAAAUAUGCUUUAUUUGUGUAGAAUCAUUUACAGAGUCAUCUAUACCAUUGUGCAAUCAUCGUAUUUGUCAAAAAUGUUCACUUCGUUUACGGGCAUUGUAUAAUGAUAUGAAUUGUGCUUAUUGCAAGACAUUUCAACCUAAUGUCAUUUUCAGUAAAAAACUAAUGAAUUAUAAUGAUUUUGAAUUAGAAAAGCUGUUAUAUAGAGAUGAGAGGUUUGGGAUAUUUUUUGAAACUCGGCAGUUGAUGGAGAGUAUUUUGUCUGUUUUAAAUUUUAAUUGUCCAAAAUAUGAUUGUGAUGUGAUAUGCGAUGAUUGGCAGGGUUUGAAAGAUCAUGUUAAAAAAUCACAUGGAAAAUAUUUAUGUGAGCUUUGUAUUGAAAAUAAAAAAGUUUUUACAUAUGAACAUAUAUUAUUUUCUGAGAAUGAUUUAUUAAUACAUAUCAAAAAAGGUGAUUUUGGAAACAAGAAGAAUAAAACUGGUUUUAAGGGGCAUCCUGGUUGUGGGUUUUGUAAAAAGUCGUUUUAUGAUGAUGAUGAUCUUUAUAAGCAUUGCAGAGAAUUUCAUGAGCGAUGUCAUGUGUGUGAUCAAAUAGCCGGUCAAUUGAAACAUCAAUAUUAUUUAAAUUAUGAUGCUUUGGAAAAGCAUUUUCGGAAUGACCACUAUAUAUGUUCUGAAAUUGAAUGUCUUGAAAAAAGAUUUGUUGUUUUUGGUACUGAAUUUGAUCUUAGAGCUCAUCAAUUAGAAGCACAUAAAAAUAAUUUAUCUUCAAAAGCAUUAAAAGAAGCCAAAAGGGUUCCUAUGUCUUUUGUAUUUGAUUAUCCUGCAGCCUAUAGGUAUUCUAAAGGAAAAAAUAUUUAUGGUACCUCAAAUGAAUCACAGAGUUAUGAUGAGCAUAUGACAAGGGCUGAGAGGGCUUUGAAAAGACAAGAGGAAAAUGCAUUGCGUCAGUCUAAGAACUUUAGUGUAUUUUCUGAUGAUGCUAUUUUAAAAAGUUCUUAUAUUCAGUCUGUGGUUGUUGGACCAAGCAAUGGCCGUUCUGUACACAAUUAUAUUGUGUCAAAUACUUUAAAAGAUGAAGAAUUUCCAGGGUUAGGUGAAAAAGUUUCAAUUAAAUCGAAAGAAUUAUCUAACUCUAAUAGAAAUAGUUUUGAUAACUCGCUUUUAUGCAAUCCUUUUGGUUGUGAUCCUAAAGUUAUUGGUCAAUAUUCUGCUAUAUUGAAUAAUAUAACGUGUUUACUUAAUGAUAGUGAGAAAACUAAACAGUUUUUGUCUAAUAUUUCUGCAUUUUCUGCCUCUGUUAUGUCAGCUGUUGAAUUUCUCGAGUUUAUGUUGGUUUUAUUUAAUUAUAAACUAGAAGAAAUAAAUAAAGUAUUGUCUCAAAUUGUAGAUCUUAUUUAUAAUGACAAUAAAAAAACUGAACUUUUGGUUGCAUGGAAUGACUGGAAAGUUAACAAACAAACAAAAAAAGCAUUUAUGAAAAUAAUAAACUGUUCGCAUGUAGAUCCAUUGCCUUCAUUUAGCUUUGUUGUGAAUUCUUCUGUUGCAUCGGAUCAUAAUAAUUUUCAGUCUUUUUUAGGAAGUUCUUAUGCAACGAAUUUUCCUUCUCUUUGUAGUAUGGAAAAAAAACCUAGUUCUCAAUAUAUUCAUUCAAAGAAGAAAAUAGGCUCUCAAAAUGUCUGGAGUCAUUUAGAUAAAAAAAGUGUUGUUGAAGAAGAAAAGACAGAGUUGAAAAAUAGAAAGAAAAAUAAGAAAGGAACAAUUAUUUUCCGAAUGGGUUAG
This is a messenger RNA of Pneumocystis jirovecii RU7, 1992 nucleotides long. Its product is annotated as E3 ubiquitin-protein ligase HEL2. Lineage: Eukaryota; Fungi; Ascomycota; Pneumocystomycetes; Pneumocystales; Pneumocystaceae. Gene Ontology annotation, biological process: protein ubiquitination; rescue of stalled cytosolic ribosome. Gene Ontology annotation, molecular function: ubiquitin protein ligase activity; ribosome binding. The transcript has 9 exons. The record is from RefSeq and is a predicted model, not a curated record. The coding region runs from base 1 to 1992 and encodes 663 amino acids.